Molecule: messenger RNA, 766 nt
Organism: Paramecium sonneborni
Lineage: Eukaryota; Ciliophora; Oligohymenophorea; Peniculida; Parameciidae
Source: the annotation of a GenBank genome assembly
AUGAAGACGAAAGCAAAAAUCACUUAGUCAACUUUAACAAAGAAAUUAAAUACAUAGUUUCCAACAGAUUCUUUAAAGAGUAGUUUAAUUAAGGAAGAAAUUCGUGAAGAUUUGAAUUCUUGGGAUAGCCAAUAUGAAUCAACUGCUAUAGAAUACCCUUUUACUAAAUAUAUGAAUUCAAAUAAAUUAGCAAAAAAGGUAUUAUAGAAAUAAAUUUAAGAAAGAAAUUCCUGAUACUAGCAGAGAAUAGAGUGCAAUGUUAAAGAAUUCCAAUACAAAUGGUACUCUCAUCUAAAGUCCUCGUUUGCUUUCCCCAAAGUAAUAGGUUUAAAUGACUCAUUAUCAUGUAUUAAAAAAAAAUACUUUAAUUGAAGAAAGUUAAAGAAAGGAACAUCCUGUUACUAAAAAUUUGAAUAAAAAUUCACCACCAAAACAAAAUAUUAAAAUAGCUUCAAAAUAUCCUCCUAAAUCUGCUGAUUUUUGUUCUCCAUCUACUCGAUUUCCGAUUAUAACUACUCCUUAACUAAAUGAAUUUUAAGUCCCUUUGUUUUAUAAAAAUAACUAAACUAAAGUGAUUCAAAAUGAUUAAAAUUGGAGUUUUGGAAAAUUAUAAGAGGAAGAUCAAGAUAAUAAAAAUAAAUCUUAAUUUGCUAAAAUGGCAAAAUGUAGUAAUUAAAAAUAAAUAAUUAAAACUAAUUUUUCAAAGCCUCUCCUUAGAUUACCAAAAGAGUUUCACUUUUAAUCAUGGAAUUCAAUUGAUAAAUGA